Molecule: messenger RNA, 725 nt
Organism: Meira miltonrushii
Lineage: Eukaryota; Fungi; Basidiomycota; Exobasidiomycetes; Exobasidiales; Brachybasidiaceae
Exons: 1
Coding region: 1-591 (196 amino acids)
Source: RefSeq, a predicted model, not a curated record
AUGUAUUGGUUCCUAGCUUUUUCGGCUCUUGAAGUCAUUGCUUGUGCGCUGCUUUUGUCACUGACUAAAGCUGAUCACUAUGCUCAUUCCAGGCUAUGUAAGCGUGGAGAAGAGACAGACAACUCCCAAGCCCAGACUGCUGCGCCUAGUAAAGUUCUGUUUGACUUGAACUCUUCUCCUCCUAUUUCACCUGUCGAAAAUAUAGCAGAGCCCACGAUGAAUUUAAACGAAGCAGCUGCAGUAACCUCUCCAGCUAAGAAAGGGAGAAAUGGAAGAAAAAGAUUUCUAUCCGGAGAAGAAAGGCGAAAAUAUGAUUCCGAUUACUACAGAAAUAGAGCCAAGUCAUUCACGAAAGAAGGUAUCGAGAAAGCGAAAGCAACUCUAAAAGGCUCAGAAUUGAACAUCUUCUUAGCAAGAGCUAAACGAUAUCGAUCUACUAAGAACCGAAUAGAGUCAAAAUAUCGAAAAGAACGUUCAAAUCGGUUUAAGGCAGGUACACAGACUUUGAACGAUGAACACAAAAGGCAUAUGGCAAGACAGAGAACUCAAGAGGCACGUAAAAAUAGAGCGAGGAUGGCAUCAGAUCAAUAGUUUUUUCAAGACCCUCAGUUCUAUUCUCUCAUCGUCUUUGCAUACCUAUACGUUCAUAUCUCUGCACAUUUUAACAAAGCAAAUAAAUGAUAUAUUCUUUACUGCAAUCUUUCGGGGCAAGUGAUCGUUGAGAA